UCCCUCCCAGCAGCGAGAGGAGGAACAUUCCUCAAACUUCUCCGCUGUCUGCUGGAACAUGUCCGAGGCUCUGGACGACUAUCAGACGGGGAACCCGAAGCUAAACGAGCUGCCCGAUCACUCCCCGGUGGUGGCCGAAGCCAUCGGGAUCAUCCGGCAGAGGGCAGAGGCCGAGGGCGGGCAGGGGGCCCAGGGGCUCUCAGACCACUUCUUACUGAGGUUUCUCAGAGCCAGAGACUUCUGCAUAGAGCAGGCGGUGAGGAACCUGCAAGAGGACCGUGGUGAGGGUGAUGACGUCACCGAAGGUCCUUUUCCAGCCAGGUCCUGCAAGCAGAAGAAGAAAGUAGACCAGCCUGGCUGCGCGAUCAAGUUGAUUAGUGCUGGCUACCAUGGUGUCCUGCGGUCAAGAGAUGCCUAUGGAAGCAGAGUUCUUAUUUACAGAAUUGAAAAAUGGGACCCUAAACAGUUUACAGCCUAUGAGGUAUUUCGUGUAAGCCUCAUAACAUCUGAGCUUCUAGUACAGGAAACAGAGACGCAGAGAAACGGUAUCAAGGCUAUAUUCGACCUGCAGGGAUGGAGGUUCGUUCAUGCACUUCAAAUCACCCCAAAUAUUGCCAACAGGAUUGCAGCAGUCAUGACAGACUCUUUCCCACUUAAAGUCCGAGGGAUACAUCUAAUAAACGAGCCUCUCUUCUUCUAUCCUGUAUAUUCAUUGAUCAAGCCGUUUCUUCCUGAAAAGAUCAGACAAAGGAUCCACCUGCAUGGUUCUUGCUACAUGGAAACUCUUCACCAGCACUUUGCAGAAAAUAUCCUUCCUCCAGAAUAUGGAGGGACGGGGCCAUCAAUGAUUGACCUUUGUAAAGAGUGGACUGACCACAUCAUGAACUGUGAAGACUACCUGCUCAGUAUAUCUGAGAGUGCAUAGUCUCUGUCUUCUACAUAGAUGAUAUACUUGAAAAUCAUACAUAAUUGUGAAGAUUUAAGUGAAGAUUCAGAAGAAGACUCGGAGACACAUCAUGUUCUCAGGUGCUCUACUCUGUAAGAGUAAUACAUUCACGGAGGUGGAUUGAUGUUCCUCGGGCUAGGGUGGACAUUUCCAGCACGUAAAGCCACAGUGCCAUAUAUAACAUUCUAUUGUGUCUUGGGAAACAAAUAUUCAGAGCAUAUCCAUAAGAUAUUCUUUAAAUGUCUAAUAGCUGCAGGUCCUACCUCUGGACAUGGAAAGGAGGUCACUGGUCCUAUCCUGUCUCACCGGGUCCCACUGUUCUCCGCAACCAUGCCAAGUGGCCAGGGUUAUGGAACCAACAAAGCCUACUGGGCUACACUGUUUCUGUAACUGUCAAAGGAGUGAAUGGAAGUAAUUGAACUGUCACCACAAAAUGCAGUGCAAUCUGCAGGCAGUAUGUUAUAGAGCAGAAGGAGCUGAGCAGAUUGUGAGAAAAGAUUCAGUAAAACUUGUCAUUUUUACAUUUAUAUCUCUGCUCAUUCUGACUUAAUUUGCACACAGGGGAGGUGUUAUCAGCAAUAUAUAUAGCAUUCUCUGUGUAAGUGUGUAUACAUAGUCACUGAUAGUUUACAUGGGUGAAGUGUUAUUAACGAUUAAUAGCAUUCUCUGUGAAACGGGGGAUUUCGGGUACUUUCACACUAGUGUUUUUCGUUUUUCGGCACUGAGUUCCGUCAAAAGGGCUCUAUGCCGGAAAAGAACUGAUCAGGCAUAUCCCCA
Messenger RNA from Bufo gargarizans (Asiatic toad), 1723 nucleotides. It is a transcript of the gene TTPA, whose product is annotated as alpha tocopherol transfer protein. The transcript is spliced from 6 exons. The record is from RefSeq and is a predicted model, not a curated record. Gene Ontology annotation, cellular component: membrane. NCBI's taxonomy places the organism in Eukaryota, Metazoa, Chordata, Amphibia, Anura, Bufonidae. Bases 59 to 925 code for a protein of 288 amino acids. Gene Ontology annotation, molecular function: phosphatidylinositol bisphosphate binding.